CGUCAGGUUCGUGUUUCAAUAGUGGUCGUAGAAUUUGCUGGUUUUGUGGAGCUGACACUUCCUUUCUUUCUCAUCAAACCCCACUUUUUCCGCCGAGGCUCUACCGUUAUGCUCCCAACAUUUACUUCUCUUUCUUUCUGUUUUUUUUUCCUGGGUCAAAAACUCGUUCGUUAGAUCAUUCUUGAUUGUUCUCAGGUUUGUAUAAAGCUGUGGGUUAGGUGAUUUUUGGAUACAUGGAUUUAAGCGAGCUCGAGGAGAAUUUGUUCGCUGCUAGCGAUGCCAAGUUACAUAGAGAUAUGUGCAAGGAACUAUCAGCAGUUUAUUGCAAGGUAUUAUCCAUCUUCCCUUCCUUGGAAGAAGCACGGCCUCGGAGUAAGUCAGGUAUUCAAACCUUGUGCUCCUUACAUAUUGCUCUCGAGAAAGCAAAGAACAUUCUUCAACACUGCUCUGACUCUAGCAAACUUUACUUGGCUAUCACUGGGGAUGCUGUUCUGUUAAAAUUUGAGAAAACAAAGUCUGCUCUUAUCGAUAGUCUUAGACGCGUGGAGGACAUUGUCCCUAGCUCUAUUGGCUCUCAGAUUUUGGACAUUGUUGGUGAACUAGAGCACACCAAGUUCUUGCUUGAUCCAUCAGAGAAAGAAGUUGGUGACCGUAUAAUCGCACUACUCCAACAAGGCAAGAAAUUUGACAACUGCACCGACACCGCCGAGCUCGAAACAUUCCACCAAGCAGCUACCAGACUCGGCAUAACUUCCUCAAGAUCAGCUCUGGCUGAGCGGCGUGCUCUAAAGAAACUCAUCGACAAGGCACGUGCGGAAGAAGACAAGCGUAAAGAGUCCAUCGUGGCUUACCUCUUGCACCUCAUGAGAAAAUACUCCAAGCUGUUUAGAAUCGAAGCUGUGGAUGAGAACGACUCUCAGUGUUCACCGCCGUGUUCUCCCACCGGUGGUCAAGGCAGCUCUAACGAAGUAGACCGUGGUCAGGCGUUUGGGCGUCAGCUUUCUAAGUUUGGUUCUGUUAGGAAACCAGGAGGAGGAGGACAGAUGAUGCCAACUCCACCAGAAGAGCUCAGGUGUCCCAUAUCUUUGCAGCUCAUGUGUGAUCCUGUCAUUAUUGCUUCUGGACAGACUUAUGAACGUGUCUGUAUCGAGAAAUGGUUGAGCGAUGGACAUAACUCUUGCCCCAAGACUCAGCAGCAGCUCCCGCAUCUUUCCCUGACUCCUAAUUACUGUGUGAAAGGUCUGAUUGCUAGCUGGUGUGAGCAGAAUGGGAUCACAGUCCCUACUGAACCACCACAAUACUGGAGACUAGCCCUGUCUGAAUCUGAAUCCACCAAUUCAAAGUCGGUUGAUAGUGUAGGAUCUUGCACACCGAAGGGUGUCAAAACUGUUCCUCUGGAGGAGAGUAGUAGUACUGUUGUUUCGGAACAACAACAACACAAAGAAGAAGUCACUGCGCCUGAGGAGACUUCUGCUAUCAAUGUUCUAGAGAAGUAUCAGGAUAUGUUGGCUACCUUGGAGAAAGAGGAGGAGUUGGGUAAAAGGUGCAAAUUAGUAGAAGACGUCAGGGUGUUGCUAAAGGAUGAUGAAGAGGCCAGGAUCCUCAUGGGAGCCAAUGGGUUUGUUGAAGCUUUCUUGCGGUUUUUGGAAUCAGCUGUUGAUGAAAACAAUGCAGCCGCACAGGAAACUGGAGCUAUGGCUCUGUUUAACUUAGCAGUCAACAAUAAUAGGAACAAAGAGCUGAUGCUGACUUCAGGAGUCAUCCCGCUUCUAGAGAAAAUGAUCUCUUCAGGUUCUCACUCCCAAGGGCCAGCAACUGCUUUAUAUCUAAACCUCUCUUGCCUAGAGAAAGCCAAGCCCGUGAUUGGCUCAAGUCAAGCAGUUCCAUUUUUCGUGAAGCUUCUUGUUCAGGAGGAAAACACUGAGACUCAAUGCAAACUGGACGCACUUCACGCCCUCUACAACCUUUCCACCCACUCUCCAAAUAUCCCCACUCUCCUCUCAUGCAACAUAAUCAAAAGCCUUCAACUCCUAGCAUCAACAGGUGACCACUUGUGGAUAGAGAAGUCAUUAGCGGUAUUACUAAAUAUAGCCUCUAGCCAGGAAGGGAAAGAAGAGAUGAUAUCAUCACAAGGCAUGAUCGGCACUCUCGCAACGGUGCUGGACACUGGUGACACGGUGGAACAAGAGCAAGCCGUUUCUUGCCUUGUGAUCCUGUGCACGGGAAGCGAGCCGUGUAUCCAGAUGGUGCUGCAAGAGGGAGUGAUUCCGUCUCUGGUUUCCAUCUCGGUGAACGGGAGUGUCAGAGGAAGAGACAAGUCUCAGAAGCUUCUGAUGCUGUUCAGGGAACAGAGGCAACGAGAACAGGCGUCGCCGAACAAAGAUGAAGCUCCCAGGAAAAGCGUGUCUGCACCGUUACCAAUGUCUGUACCGGCUCAAGGUUCAGCUCCACUAGGGUCAGAUGGGAAACCUUUGUCUAAGUCGACCUCUUCGAGGAAGACAAUGACAAAAGCGUUGAGCUUCUUCUGGAAGAAAAGCUACUCGAUCCACCGUUGAGAAGAGAAAAAGAUACAUUUGGAGUGUGUCACUCACAUUUACAUACUCCAAUGUGAAGCUGCUUUUUUUUUUUUGCUUUGAUCCUUAACUUCUUACACAAGUCAUCUGCAUAGGGAAGAAAGAUAUGUACAUGCCAUUUUUGCUCACUUUUACUCUCCCACCAGAGGUAAUCGUGUAGAUAGCUUACUGAUGUAUCAGUUUUUUUUUU
Molecule: messenger RNA, 2763 nt
Organism: Raphanus sativus (radish)
Lineage: Eukaryota; Viridiplantae; Streptophyta; Magnoliopsida; Brassicales; Brassicaceae
Product: U-box domain-containing protein 6
Exons: 6
Coding region: 234-2555 (773 amino acids)
Biological process (GO): protein ubiquitination
Cellular component (GO): cytoplasm; nucleus
Molecular function (GO): protein binding; ubiquitin-protein transferase activity
Source: RefSeq, a predicted model, not a curated record